This is a messenger RNA of Parastagonospora nodorum SN15, 642 nucleotides long. RefSeq lists its product as hypothetical. Gene Ontology annotation, cellular component: nucleus. Gene Ontology annotation, biological process: protein phosphorylation; mitotic DNA damage checkpoint signaling. Gene Ontology annotation, molecular function: ATP binding; protein serine/threonine kinase activity. NCBI's taxonomy places the organism in Eukaryota, Fungi, Ascomycota, Dothideomycetes, Pleosporales, Phaeosphaeriaceae. The transcript is spliced from 2 exons. The record is from RefSeq and is a predicted model, not a curated record. Bases 1 to 642 code for a protein of 213 amino acids.
AUGAACAAAGAGCAAGGAGUAGAUUUUCUCCAGACGCAAAACUGCGUCUUAACAGAAGAUUCAGCUGCAGUGACGUGCGAGAACGGAGGGGAUGCUCAUUUUGGAAAUGAAAACCAAAUAACGUUCGAAAAGAUUAGGAUACUUGGAACUGGCGGCUCUGCACAGGUGGAAGAGUAUGUCGCAAUGAUCAUUUCACCGGUUGCGAAGUGCGAUUUGCUCAAGUUCAUGGAGGAGGUAGCUCCUACUCCGGACUUCUUACGCUUGCUGCGAACAUUCCCUGGUUGUUUGGUAACAGCACUUGAAUACCUACAUCACGAAGGAAUAAGACACAAAGACAUCAAACCCUCCAACAUCCUAGUCAACGGUUGCAACGUAUUGUUCACAGACUUUGGCAUCUCGCGAGACGGUGACAAUACAAGGGCAACAACCUCUGAUAAUCCACGCGUAUUCACACUCCGCUAUUCAGCACCAGAGGCUGCUGAACGAAGUUUCCCAUCAAAUUGGUGGUCUGUUGGCUGCGUCUUCCUUGAGAUCUUCACGAUAGUUCGAGGCGAACCGCUGUCAAAAUUGUGUUCGUUCUUCCAGAACAAUGGUACAAAAAUGAAAGCGUAUUGUCAGAACCAGAAGACAAUCUCUGGUUAG